Megalobrama amblycephala (Wuchang bream) is the source of this 1689-nucleotide messenger RNA. RefSeq names its product COP9 constitutive photomorphogenic homolog subunit 7A (gene cops7a). Lineage: Eukaryota; Metazoa; Chordata; Actinopteri; Cypriniformes; Xenocyprididae. The transcript is spliced from 8 exons. Gene Ontology annotation, cellular component: COP9 signalosome. The record is from RefSeq and is a predicted model, not a curated record. Gene Ontology annotation, biological process: COP9 signalosome assembly. The coding region runs from base 593 to 1408 and encodes 271 amino acids.
ACAUUAAUAUUAUACAUUUGAGCAUGAUUGGUAAAGUAUGCAACGCUGCGUGCUUAUGUACGACAUUAGUUUAACAACGACAAGGCCUAGCUGGUGCUGUAUGAUGUACUUCAUACCGGGUGCUCAACACUGAGCACGAGCUGACAUGUUUAUUCUGUUCAUAAGUAUUACGCAACACAGAAUGCGUUUAGACCUCAUUUAACAAAGCAUAUCUGCGGUUAGAUAUUGUUUUCAUGUGCUGAACCCUAGUGACUUUGUCGAGGAACACAAUUCACACUUUUGUUCACUAUGCUUGUGUUCAAAAGUGUUGCAGUUCUAACUUACAUGCAUUGUUUUCGUUAUCGUUUGUUGUCUCCUAAAUAAUCUCAUUGUGUCAAGUGCGUUUAAACGCAUCUUUUCUUGGCUGUCUCAGAGCUGUAAUCUCCUAGUGCGCUUGGCAGCCUUGUUUUAAUCAUCAUGAAAGUGCAUCAUGCAUAACUUCAUCCUGAUAAUGUAGUUAUUUUUACCGUGAGCCACCUGUCUUAUUAAAUCCCUGCAUCAAAGUGUCGUCGAAAGCAUAUUGCUUUGGAUCAACAGCCAUUUAACAAGCCCGAUGAAACAGAUGGAGGUGGAUCAGCUGCUGUCUCUCUCAGGUUCAGCUCUGGCUCAGGCUAUCAGCUCUCUACUGGAAACCCCAGGCCUCUAUGUUUUCUCAGACAUACUAGAACUGCCCAACGUCCGUGAGCUGGAGACGGGUCCCCAUGCUCCAGUGUACCAGCUUCUCAAUCUUUUUGCGUAUGGAACCUACUGCGACUAUAAAGAGAGGGCAGCCUCACUUCCUGAACUCACACCCGCCCAGAAGAACAAACUCCGUCACCUGUCAAUCAUCAGCCUGGCCUCCAAUUUGAAGUGUCUACCGUAUUCACUACUGCUCCAGCAGUUAGAGCUGAAGAAUGUGCGUGAGUUGGAAGACCUGCUGAUCGAGGCUGUUUACAGUGACAUUAUCCACGGGAAACUGGACCAGAGGAACCAGCAGGUCGAGGUAGAUUGCAGCAUAGGUCGAGACCUGGGCCCCAACGAAUUACCCAACAUUGCCAACACACUGCAGGAGUGGUGUGCAGGUUGUGAAGCAGUUCUGUGUGGCAUCGAGGAGCAGGUGUCAAGAGCCAAUCAGUACAGAGAAAGCCAGCUCAAGGUCAAAGUUCAAGUGGAAACAGAGGUAUCAAACCUACAGAAAACCCUCAAGGCAAGUUCUGCUUCCCCAUCAUCUGGCCCCGCCCCUGCUGGAGCAGCAUCCAAUCAGGAUGCAGACCAACCAGCAGAGCCAAGAGACCCUGCCUCCUCUCAGGAACCACGGCAACCAGGAAAAAAGAGUUCAAAGGUCAAAGGGCUUCGUGGGAGCGGAAAGAUUUGGUCAAAGUCUAAUUGAUCUCGAUCUUCAGUCACCCGCUCACAGACAGGCAUAUUGUGGACUGCUUGCUUGGAUAGACAAAUAAACCAACCGAUGGCCACUUCUCAGACACAAACCAUCAUUAUAGUCUAACACAAAUACAACUUUUACACAACGCUGGGUGCGUGUUCAUGUGCGUGUGUGCUGUAAAUGUCAUUUCAUUUGACUCAUACUCCUUUUCCUUUGCGUGUUUGUUUUGUUCGGUAUUAAAUCUGGAUGUAAAUUGAUGAAGCCAAUGAAUAAAUGAUAUCCAUCUGUCA